Molecule: messenger RNA, 3110 nt
Organism: Dermochelys coriacea (leatherback sea turtle)
Lineage: Eukaryota; Metazoa; Chordata; Testudines; Dermochelyidae
Product: CMRF35-like molecule 3
Exons: 7
Coding region: 291-1373 (360 amino acids)
Cellular component (GO): plasma membrane
Molecular function (GO): transmembrane signaling receptor activity
Source: RefSeq, a predicted model, not a curated record
UCAGGCCCAUAUUUUUAGGUUUCUUGAGGGUUAUUAAAUCUAAAACCAUCCAUCCACUUUGUAUCUCAUUUUAGGCAUUGGAUAGCCCUGGAAACUUGUGCUUUGAGGGCACUUUGAGAUGUUCCAUUCUGGGAGGGGUGCAGGAGUUAAGAAUUAGACUUUGACUGACUGUGAAACAGAAACAUCACACGGAUCUGGUUUUCCCUGAAUAAAGGCGGUUGAAAUGACACAUUCUAAAAAAGCCACCCCCACAGAAUGAGAUAAUUCAGCUGCCACCAGUUUAGGAGGAAAUGAAACUGUCAAGAGAAAGGAAAUCUGAAAUUAAAUCCAUUCAUCAGUACAUUUUAGAUUCGAGAAAACAGAGUCCUGCCUUCAUUGAGACCACACCAGAGAUGCUGAUAGUCCACAUUCUGCUGUCUGAAGAAAGAACCAGGACCAUGAGGAGUUUCCUUGUCCAGGCUUGGAUUCUAUUCCCAGGCUGUUGGGCUCUGACCGGCCCUAGGGAGGUGAGCGGCCCCGUGGGAGGGUCGGUGUCUGUGCAGUGUCAGUACAACGAGGUGUACCAGAACUAUAAGAAAUACUGGUGCAGAGGAGAAAAGUGGUUUUCCUGCUCCAUAGCUGUUCAGACCAACAGUUCAGAGGCAGAGGUGGCAGGGGACAGAGUCUCCAUCCAAGACAAUCACACACAGUGCACGUUCACUGUGAUCAUGGAGAGCCUGGCACUGGGCGACCAGGAUGUUUACUGGUGCGGGAUAGAGAAGAGCAGCUUUGACGACAUGUUCGCUGUCAACGUGUCUGUUUUCCCAGCUGUUCCUACCUCACCACCGACGACUCCAGAAAAGGACCUGACUGUUGCCACCUCCCCAUGGACUGAAGUGGAAAAAUCCACCUCCUCCUUUAACAGUAGUGAUGCUCCUACCGGUAUAUCAAACCUCGUCCUCCAUAUCCUGAUCCCAUCCAUCCUGUUGGUUCUACUUUUGAUUGUGUUCAUUGCUGUAAAGUUUAGAAGAGCAUCACAGAGGAGGAGCAAAGCCCUUGAGGACACACCAGGACAAAAGGAUAAGAACGUCUAUCUCUAUAACAAGAAUCCUGGGCACACCCUUCCCUUCAGUGCAUCAGAUCCUGCUGCCACUGGCCAGAUGGCAAUCUAUAUGAACAAGCAGCACCUGCCCAGCUCAGCCGAUCCGGUGUCCGACUAUGAAAACAUCCCACUGAGGAGUCAGGUUUCAGGAGGGAGAGAAGCAGUUUCUUCUGGCCCAGAGCACUGCUCAGCCACAGAUCAGCAAGACACCUACGUCAAUAGGUGCCCAAUCACACCCCGUCCCCCCAUGAUUUGUCAUCAAGCAAAGUGUGGGAGAAAAGCUGCAGGCUGAAGCCCUUCCUACUUAUGGGAUAUUUAACAGUUUGUCCUUAUUUUCCUACUGUCCCAUGAAAGCUUCCAGAUGGGCAUUUCCCUCUGCCCUGCUUCUGCUGAGCAAUCUGCAAGCAGCAAGAUGUGGUGGGGAGGUCCCACUUCCAGCAUGACUGUCUUCAGAAAUGUACUGGGGGACAACAGCUACAAAAUGCUUCUCUUUUCCUGGACAUCAGCUUGAAACAGCACAAAUUCUUGGUAGCUCCAGUUCCUGGAGGGCUGGAGGUAUUCCUCUGGUGCUCAUUAUGGCAUCUCUCUGCUCCAAUGCCAAAUAAAUUGCUGUCAAGGUUCCUUCCCCACUCUGAACUCUAGGGUACAGAUGUGGGGACCUGGAUGAAAACCCCCUAAGUUUAUUUUUACCAGUUUAGGUUAAAAAUUCCCCAAGGUACAAACUAUUUUAACUUUUGCCCUUGGACUUUAUCGCUGCCACCACCAAGCAUCUAACAGAUAUAUAAGCAGGAAAGAGCCCACUUGGAAACCAAAUACUCCCAAACCCUACACCCCCUUUCCUGGGGAAGGCUUGAUAAAAAUACUCACCAAUUUGCAUAGGUGAACACAGACCCAAACCCUUGGAUCUUAAGAACAAUGAAAAAGCAAUCAGGUUCUUAAAAGAAGAAUUUUAAUUGAAGAAAAAAAGUAAAAGAAUUCACCUCUGUAAAAUCAGGAUGGUAAAUACCUUACAGGGUAAUCAGAUUCAAAACAUAGAGAAUCCCUCUAGGCAAAUCCUUAAGUUACAAAAAGACACAAAAUCAGGAAUCUACAUUCCAUUCAGCACAGCUUAUUGUCUCAGCCAUUUAAACAAAACAGAAUCUAAUGCAUAUCUAGCUAGAUUACUUACUAAGUUCUAAAUCUCCAUUCCUGUUCUGUUCCCGGCAAAAGCAUCACACAAACCAAGAGAACCCUUUGUUUCUCCCCCACCUCCAGCUUUGAAAGUACCUUGUCUCCUCAUUGGUCAUUUGGUAGGUGCCAGCAAGGUUAUCCUAGCUUCUUAACCCUUUAAGGUGAAAGGGUUUUUCCUCUGGUCAGGAGGGAUUUAAAGGUGUUUACCCUUCCCUUUAUAUUUAUGACAAUUGCUCAUAAAACUCACUUGGUGCAAAGGAGCUUGGUUCUGGGGUUAGAACCUCAGGAUGAUGAGACAACUAUUUGGCUGGAGGUGAUGGUGGGGAAGAGGGUCUCAGGGAGGCUGAGGAAUAGAACCUUGGGGAGAUGAGGGUGUGGAAAUAACACUGUGAAGACGAGGCAGAAGAAAACAGCUUUGUCCUUCAUUUUCCCAGUCAGCAUGGAGUUAAUUGUGAUGGAAUCUUUUUACCCCCAGUCCCAUUUUAGCACAGUGGCUUAGAACAAGAAGGGCACAUGGAUUCCCCCAUUUUAUAGAGGUUACAGUGAAACGAUUGAGAGCCCAUUGCCAGACAUUCUUUUGGACGUCUUUGUCUUUGAUCCGAAAUACCCUGUGGGACACAUCUAAAGAAUUUGGACACUAGGCCAAUAUCAUUCUGGGGUGUAAGAACAGGAGUGUUGUAUGAAAGACACGAGAGAUAAUGGUCCCACUCUACCUGGCACUGGUUAGCCCCAAGCUGGACAUUGUGUCCAGUUCUGGGGGCCACACUUUAAGAAAGAGGUGUACAAGCUGGAGAGAGUCCAGAAAGCUACAAAAAUGAUAAAAGGUUUAGAAAAAUCUCACCUCUGAGGAAAGGUUAAA